Salmo salar (Atlantic salmon) is the source of this 10143-nucleotide messenger RNA. NCBI's taxonomy places the organism in Eukaryota, Metazoa, Chordata, Actinopteri, Salmoniformes, Salmonidae. The record is from RefSeq and is a predicted model, not a curated record.
GUGGACAGGCGAAGCACUAGUGCACACAACUGGAAGAAUACGAAAGAAACAGUUUGUUUACGUAUACUAAAAUUAACUUAUAGUAUGUAGUAUAUACUCAUUCAGUAUGUAGUAUACAGUAUGUUAGAAUGGGUAUUCGAACACAGCUAAACUGUUCCAUGACAACUGCCCCUUGAAGCGAGAGAGUCUCUCGCUCUCUUUCGCUUUAGGUGCCUACCUAUCCUCAUCAGCUUGCUGAGCGUAAAAGCAGCGCUUGGUGUCUGUCGCCGCGUAUUAAAUUACAUCACGCUUCAGAGUUCCUCUCCGGGUGCACGAGCUCGAACACUCCUGUCCCUUCAUCUUCCUCCUCCUCGUUCCUACCUCAGCCAACGUCCACAGAGCAACACCGACUUUGAGAGGAAGUUUCCCCGGCAGUAUUGAGGAUUGUGGGCGGAAGGUGAAAAGAAAUAAAACAUUGUUCCUUAAAGGACCGGGUAAAACCUUCAAGCUGAAUUCGUCUGGCCUACUGACUAUGCCCCGGAGUCCCACGUCCAGUGAGGAUGAGAUGGCCCAGAGCUGUUCUGACUACUCCGAGGACUCCGCCUCUGACAGCUCCCGUGAGGAGACCAUCUACGAGACCAUAAGUGCCACCGCUGAGCCGACCCCCAGACGCAUGGACGACAUACACACUCACUCCCUGGUUGUCCGCGUCCUCAUCCCUGACCUGCAACAGACAAAAUGUAUGCGGUUCAACCCUAACGCGACUGUGUGGGUUGCCAAGCAGAGGAUCCUGUGCACGUUGAGCCAGAGUCUGAAGGAUGUGCUGAACUACGGCCUCUUCCAGCCCGCCAUGAAUGGACGUGAUGGGAAGUUCCUGGAUGAGGAACGCCUCCUCCUGGAAUACCCACAGCCAAUCAGCAAAGGAGUUCCAACUCUUGAGUUCCGCUACAAGAGACGAGUCUACAGGCAGACCCAUGUGGAAGAGAAGCAGAUUGCCAAACUUCACACCAAGGCCAACUUGAGAAAGUUUAUGGACCUCAUCCAGCACCAUCAGGUGGAGAAAGUAUCUAGGCUGCUGGAGAGAGGGCUGGACCCCAACUACCAGGAUACAGAGACCGGUGAGACCCCCCUGACAUUUGCGGCCCACCUGGAUAACGUGGUGGAGAUUAUAAAGGUUCUGAAGAACGGAGGGGCUCACCUGGACUUCAGGGCCAAAGAUGGCAUGACGGCCCUACACAAAGCUGCUAGGUCCAAGAACCAGGUUACUCUGACGACCCUGUUGGAGCUUGGUUUGUCUCCAGACUAUAAGGACAGUCGGGGUCUGACUGCGCUCUAUCACACAGCCAUGGUGGGUGGAGAUCCGUUCUGCUGUGAGUUGCUGCUACAUGAACACGCCACCGUUUGCUGCCAGGACGAAAACGGCUGGCACGAAGUCCACCAGGCUUGUCGGAAUGGCUAUGUCCAGCACCUGGAGCAUCUGCUGUUCUACGGGGCGGACAUGAGCGCACAGAACGCCUCAGGGAACACAGCGCUGCACAUUUGUGCUCUCUACAACCAGGAUAACUGUGCCAGGGUGCUGCUGGUCCGUGGAGCCAACAAAGAGGUGAAGAAUUACAACAGCCAGAGUCCCUUUCAGGUGGCCAUCAUUUCGGGGAACUUUGAACUGGCCGAACUGGUCAAGAACCACAAAGAGACAGAUAUAGUGCCUUUCCACGAGGCCCCGGAAUACUCCAAGCGGCGUCGGGUCCCUCCCUCUACCAGCAGCAGCGGUAGCUCCCUGGCGGCCGCCCAGGUCCUGCUGCGCUCCAACAGUGAUAACAACCUCACAGUGAGCCAGGGGCCUCCCCAGGACUGGUCCCAGCCCCAGGGACCCCCCCAGCACCACGGAUCCCAACACAGAGGGGUCGAACCCCCAACUUCCACCUCUCACCGUAGCCUCUCUCCACAGCUGCUCCAGCAGAUGCAGGGGAACCCCAAUGGCACUGUGAGGACCAUGGGCCAGAGGUCCCGCAGUACCAGCGUGGGGGUGGUCCCGCGGAGUCGGUCCCCGUCCCUCAACCGGCUGGGAGAGGAGGCCUGCAGGCCACAACCGCAGACACAUGUACAGACACAGCAGACUCAGCACAGACAGCCCAGCCCCAGUGGUAGUGUGAAGGUGGUGGUGCAGCGGAGGAAGCUGUACAGUGCUGUGCCAGGUAGGCACUUUGUGGUGGUCCAUUCCUACCAUCCACAGGCCGAGGGAGAGAUCACCCUCUACAAGAACGACAGGGUUAAAGUUCUGAGUAUCGGAGAAGGGGGGUUCUGGGAAGGCAGUGCCCGGGGCCAGGUGGGCUGGUUUCCUGCGGAGUGCGUGGAGGAGAUUCCUGCCAAGCCCAGCGAGGAGAGGACGCACACAAGAGCUGACCGCUCGGACAGGAGGAAACUCUUCAGACACUACACUGUGGGGUCCUACGAUAGCUUUGAUGCCUCCAGCGACUGCGUGGUCGACGAGAAGACGGUGGUCUUGACCAAGAAGGAGAAUGAAGGCUUCGGCUUCGUGCUGCGAGGGGCCAAAGCGGACACGCCCAUCGAGGAGUUUACUCCCACCCCUGCCUUCCCAGCCCUCCAAUACCUGGAGUCGGUGGAUGAGGGAGGAGUGGCCUGGCAGGCGGGGCUUAGGACCGGGGACUUCCUCAUCGAGGUGAACCAAGAGAAUGUGGUGAAGGUGGGCCACAGGCAGGUGGUCAACAUGAUCCGUCAUGCAGGGAACAGCCUCAUCAUCAAAGUGGUAACGGUCAGCAGGAAUAUGGACCCUGAGGAUACCGCACGUAAAAAAGCCCCCCCACCGCCAAAGAGAGCCCCCACCACCGCCCUGUCUAUGCGCUCCAAGUCUAUGACCUCUGAACUGGAAGAACUAGAUAAAGUGGACGAGGUGUCACCUUCCCAGAAGGCCGUGGACAUGAAGGUGGCCACCAUUAAGCCACGCCCCUCCAGCCGCUGUUUGGUCACGCCUACUGACAUGAAUUCCAUGUACGACCGCCAGGGUGGAGUGGCAGUGGUACCACCCACUGUGCCAGGCAGUCCUAGAGGGGGGGCAUUCCUGGGCAUACUUGCCAAGGGUGGCACCAUGAGGAGACAGAAGUCCAUAGGUAUAACAGAAGAGAAGGCACUCCUCACCCCUCCCCCACUCAAGUUCACCCGCAGCCUCUCCAUGCCCGACACGUCCGAAGACAUCCCCCCUCCUCCGGCCAUCUCCCCCCCAUCUCCCCCCUCCUCCUACAACUCUCCCUCUGUCUCCCCCAUGCCACAGGGCUACGGCACCACCCGACCGGGCCUCACCCUCAACUCCGCUGGAAAAUGUUCCAACGCCACUACCCUUGGCAACCGCACGGUAGAUGUAGGGACGCUAAGGCGAGGUUAUCAUCGCCAGAGCUCAGAACAGUACGAUAGUAGAAGCCGAGGACGGGCGCCCGUGCCAGAGAACCCGUACUCGGAGGUGGGCAACAAGGCACUGUACGUGCCCGCCAAGCCGGCAAGGAGGAAGGGCAUGCUGGUCAAGCAGCCCAAUGUGGAGGACAGCCCAGAGAAGACCUGCUGCACCCCGCCCUCAGGCGCCAUUUCCAUGCCGACCACACCCACUGAGAGGACCUUCUCGUCCAUUCCCAUCCCCACCAUCAUCGUCAAGGAGCCGUCCACCAGUAGCAGUGGAAAGAGCAGCCAGGGCAGCAGUAUGGAGAUCGAGCCAACCACGCCCGAACACCCACCCUUAACGCCCGGGGCAGGGGGCAGGGGGCUAAGGCCUGAAGACCCCAUUGUCAACAACCCCUUUGCGGCUGCCAUCGCAGGGGCAGUGAGGGACCGGGAGAAGAGGCUGGAGGCGCGGAGGAACUCGCCUGGCUUCCUCUCCACCGAUAUGGAAGAUGAGGACUUGGGAGACCCCACCCCGGCCCCGCGGCUACGCCAGUCCAAGUCCAUCGACGAGGGUAUGUUCAGCAACGACGAGCACCUGCGGAGGAUAAUGGCACCCCCGCCGGCCACCACCCUGCUGCGGUCCCAAGAAGGGGGUGACCGUGGCGGUAACGUGACAGACUUCAACACCCCUGAGCCCACCCAGGUGGUGAGGGAGCCUCUGACCGCACGUACCGGCCAGUACCCCAACCUGGACAGCCCUGUCAGUCUCCCGGCCACCACGCCCAAGACCUACAGCUCAAACGGAGGAGGGGGCUACCUGCACCCCAUCACGGGUAAUGCCCUGGAACCUAACUCGCCCCUCGCCCUGGCGCUGGCGGCCCGGGACAGAGCCAUGAAUGAGCAGACGCAAAUGCGAUGCCCCCAGUCCCUCCCCCCCAACCCCCACAAACCUGGCCUCAAUCAGCCCCUCUUCAUCGAUACCAAGCUCCGCUCCAGCAUUGAGCCAGGCUUCGUGACCUCCACGACAACCAUGGGGCGAGGCAUAGGGGGGGGCCUGAAGAGGCAGAUAACUGAGCAGAAGUACGAGUCUGACGGAGGGAGGGAGGAGAGGCAGCAGGCGGCGGAGGAUGUGAAGAGCAUACAGAUCGACGUUGUGGACAAGUCACAAACGCAGAAAGUGGCCGGUCUGCUGAUGGUGCACUCCAAAAACAGCCCAGAGGAGGAAGACAGGGGACAGGAGAACACACCAGCCCAGGACAACAGCAUCCCCAGCGAACUGAGAGACCAGCCAAACCCCCCCACCAACAGCCACAGUACCAAGCCCCUGCCCCCCGUGCCGCGGGGGAAGACCAUCACGGCUGGGGGUUCGGUGGACGAGCCAGUCAAGCUACCCUUCCGCAUGCCCCCUCCCCCGCUGGCCUCGGUGGACAUUGAGGAGGUGGAGGAGUUUGUCUUCUCCGAGCCCCUGCCACCGCCGCUGGAGUUCGCCAACAGCGUCGACAUCCCUGAGGACCAGGCAACGACCAUCGCUGAGUUGCUCAAGCAACGGGACCAAGAGAGACGCAAUGGAAUGGGAACCAGGGGGCCACAUCCACCCCCCUACUACACUCACGCCCCGACCCCUGUCGGCCAGUUCAGACGAGGGAGUGGGAUGUCCAAUUGCAUGCCCCCACCCUUCUAUCCCCCUCCGCCCCCCGACGUUGGCUUUGAGCAAGGUGUCACUGACUCAAGCAUCGAGGAGGUAGACAGUCGCAGAAGUGGAGACCCCCAUAUAGAGACUACCAGCACCGUUUCCACAGUUUUGAGCAUCUCUGUACUGUCGUCAGAGGGCGGGUACAACAGCGCCCUGGAAAACACUUCUAUGGUCUAUACUGACGGCCAGGCUUACCUCGACGACCGACCCCCCGUUCCCCCCAAGCCCAAAAACAAGCCCGUCAUCAACAAGAACACUGCACUUUACCACAACGUCCUCAUGGAGGAAUCCCUGGACUCCUUUGGGGCGCCCCCUCCUGUCCCUCCCCCUCCACCCGGGUCCAUAUCCCCCCCAGAACUCCCCAGGACCCCCCCCCAUCGGUUGUCCAAGUUGUGGGGCGAGCCCCCGGAGCUAAGGAGCCCACCCACGCCCGACCCCAAGGCCACGGUUAUCAACGAGCUGAGCUCCAUCUUAUCACAGAUGCACCGGCCCAAACCGGGGGACUCCCUGGACUCACCCACCACAGGGGCCAGGGGCGGCUUUGGAACCAGCUCUCCAGCCACAGGAAGCCAGCGGAACUCCACCGUGUCUUUCAGCCUGCCCCCCUCCUCCUGCACCCCUCCUUCGAGCCUGCCCCCUCACCUCUGCAGCCCCCCGGACACCUCGUCCCUCUCCUCGCCCCCCUGCCCCUCCUCUUUAACCCACUCUUCCUCACCCAGCCUUAGCGACCUUUUCGGCCUGCCCACCCUGCCCAUGGAAAGUGUGAGAGGCUUCGGCAGCAUGGGCGGUAGCCUUGGUGGAGGGUCCUCGUGCGGUGGCUCGCGCUCCCCCUCGCCGCUCACCCUAAUGCAGGCCAUAGCCACCUCGGGCAAGCCCUUUGCCUCCAAGCCCGUGGAGCUGUGGAGCAAGCUGGACGUGGCCGACUGGCUGGACAGCCUGAAUCUGUCGGAGCAUAAAGACGCCUUCCUGGACAACGAGAUCGAGGGCGCCCACCUGCCUUCGCUGCAGAAAGAAGAUCUGAUUGACCUGGGGGUGACGCGGGUGGGCCACCGCAUGAACAUCGAGAGGGCCCUCAAAAUGCUGCAGGACAGAUAAAGCCAGGGGGUGUGGAUUUAUCUGGAACACUCUCUCUCCUACCUGUUUUCCUUCUCAGUCUUGGAAAGUCUGGGACGAUUUAGGAAUCGGCCUCUGACUACUCCCUUCUUGCCUCGCCUCUGUGGCGUGUUUGUGUUUGAUCGCUCCCAUUCUGCUUCCCGAGUAUCAGGGGAUGUCAGAAUCCUGGAGGAACUGCUGGGAAUAGCCUGGAGAAAGGCGGCGUUCCCGAAUCCAGAAUGGGGAAAGACUGGAAAAAAUCCUGCAUCUUUUUAAGGAUGCUCAUGAUACAAAAGACCACACUUUGGAAUACUCUUGAAACGUAGCCCUCAAACACUUUGAAAUACUGAUAGAAAUCAGUGUUGGAAUACUCAAUUCUUUUUCAAGCUCCCCCAGUGCGGGUGUUUGGAACCAGCUGAGCUGGUUGGCGCUCCUUUUCUAUCUUUGCUAGAGUUUCUUCAGAGAAUAUUUCUUCACUAGAGUAAAACCGUGGGUUAUGUUUAUGGAUGCAUCUGACGUUGUAGAGACAUUUGAAAAGCAGACCUUUGAAAAACAUUAGAAACGAGAACCUUUGCAGAAAUGUUUAGCUGAAUCCUAAACCAUAUCACUCGCUGCAAGCAAAUACGCACACGCGCACACACACACACGCACACACAGAUCCGACGAUGGCCUUCUCCUGGGAGAGAGAAACAUGAUGAUGUGUUAGUCACUCUAAUGCAUGGCUGGAGGGGCUCCACUGUAGCAGGCGCCACUGUCCCCUUCACAUCCCUGUUCACUGUGGAAGAUGUGUGUAUUUGCAUUUUGUCAGAGACAUGUUUGUGACGUACGUGUGUGUGUGUGGCGCGCUGUGGGAGGUUUGUUAAAUGUGUUUUUAGAAAGACAUGAGUGAGAGUGCAAGGUCUAGAUUCUGUCAGCCUAUUCAAGGUGCAUAUUGCAUCUCACAUUCCAGUGUUCGAACUUGUAAACAGGGCUGCAUGGGAUUUAUCUUAAUGCGACUCCGUGCAGCCAAAAUCAAUGUCCGUUUUAGGUAUAAUGCUGGGAGCCGCUUGUGGAUUUGACAGCUCUAACACAGUUCCACCUCCGACACCGCAAAAACAACAGCUACGCGGGUGUUGGAUGGCAUGAAUCUGAUAGAAUCUAGCCCUAAGUGUUGGCAUCGUGUGUUGUCAUCAUCUUCCACACACUUGACAGCGACCCCGACAGGAGUGGGAUGCCACCCCCCUACACCCUACUGCCCAACCAAUCUCCCUUCAGGCCUAUAACAGAAAAAAUCCACCUAUCACAACAACUUGGGGAAACACAUUUUUCUGCCAUAAUAUCGCCAUCUCUCUCUUUGUUCAGCCAUCUUUAAUCAUUUCUAGUGAUUCCUUUCGCAAAUCCCAUUUUGAAAGGAUGAGCGCAAAACAGACGUUACUUGGUGAUCUCUGUUAACGUAGGACACUGGUUGACUAUGUGCUUGUUUUUAGACAGCUCACCUACAGUAUACUGUGUAGUGCAGGGGCCAAGAAUAAUAUGAAUAAUAUUCAUUCACUCAAAACUCAAAAAUGUGGGCUCCUGAGUGGCGCAGCAGUCUAAGGCACUCCAUUUGAAUCCAGGCUGCAUCACAUCCGGCCGUGAUUGGGAGUCCCAUAGGGUGGCGCACAAUUGGCCCAGCCUCGUCCGGGUUAGGCCGAGGUAGGCCGUCAUUGUAAAUAAGAAUUUGUUCUUAAAUGACUUGUCUAGUUAAAUAAAGUUACAUUAAAAAAUAUAUAAUAAUAAUAAUAAUAAAUCUACUACCCAGACAUUCACACAAUCACUGAAGAGGAUUUAAAAAAAGAUUUAUAGGAACGUUUACAAAGUUUGUGUAUAAUCAGUGUUUGCAUCGUCGAUGAAUCACAGAACGUCAUUAUUGACAAGAAGAGGUGUUAAUCCUACCUGGUGUUUCCAGAGGGAAGAAAAUAGGUGUGACACAGCAGCACUAACCGAGCAGGCUUUAGAUUAUGCAUUUGGUCCCUGUUCAUUUGAGAAUGAGAGGGCGAGUCCUCAGUAACACUUUACUUAAGCAUGCAGGUAUAACCAUUUUGUAAGGCUUGCUUAUAAAAAGUUUUAACGUAUUAUUACUACAUACAGGCUUCAAGUAAAGUGUUACUGAGUCAUUUUCUCAACACCAGUGAUAAGCUCUCACACCAAUGAGCUGGUAGAACAAGCGUGUCUUUUAAUCAGACCUCUCAUCUGACAGCCAAUCAAUUGUCUCCCUCCCUUUUCAUGAAACACCAUUACUUCUAUGUUAAUAUGAGAACUGCUGAUAGGUGAAUACCGAGGAAGUGUUUGGUGGCAUUGAUUUUAGGUAAAUAGAAUAUAUUUAUUGCUUUGAAUGUGUAUAAAGGAAUGAUUGAAAGAAAAUAGAAUAAUUAUAUGUAUAAUAUUUCUUAAAGGUUUAGAGAGAGAAUUUCUAUGAAAGAAUAUGACCAUUGCAUCCACCCUCAGAACUUAUUUCCUUGUCACUUUAUCCCUGUUUUGUUUUUGGAUAGUGCCUCAAAUAGCUCAUUAUUCUCUACAUAGUGCCCCAUUUCUGGCCUUUAUGCCUCUGAACUAGAUUAGAACUACCCCAUAAUGCACUGCAAAGAGAAGUGUGGAAGCCAAGUAUUCUACUGUACCCAGAUGACCUAUAUAUUAUAACAUAUCACUAAAAAGUGAACAGUAUGUGUGAUCAUUUGAGACAUAUCCAUGAUUCUAUCAGUUCACAGGGAUGUUCUAUGAACAUAACCAUGAUUGUUUGGAUUCUCUGCAAUUUAGGGUCUCCUGUUGGACCAAAAAAAAAGCUACCUUGGUGAGAUUCCUUUCUCUCUCUCCCUGUCUCUGUGUGCAACUGUAUGAUGAUGAAGGGAAGACAAAGGGAUGUUAAAAAAAGGGAAUACCUGGCCAACAGAAAGAGAGGACUUGCAGGAGUUAUAACGCUGCUAUAAUCCAUUCAUUAUUUUAAAAGAAACAAAAGAGUGACAUAGAAAAAAGCACAGUAUUUUUUAUGAUUAUAUAGAAUUAUAUGGAAUUUUCUAAAAGACAUUAGGAGAAAAAUGUUCAACUCUGAAGUGUGGUUUGCCAAAAAGUAAAAAAAAAAAUAUAUAUAUAUAUAUAUUAUAUAUAAAUAUUAAUUAAUAUAAAUUAAUAUUAUCAGAUUUAUGAGGAAAUUAAGAAGCAAUAUUUUUACUGAAUGGAUCUCCUUGGUUGUGGUUUUUCCCAGUCUUAAGAUGAACUAUCAUGAUAUAUUAUCACCUGUUGAUGUUAUGAACACUGAUAGAUGGAGUGGACAGAAGACAUUUGUCCAAUCAAAAUGUACUUUAUAUACUAUCCUCUGGCCAUCACCUGCCUAUCUUGAAUAUUGUAAUUUUUGACAAUUCCAAUCACUUAGUCUGUGUAUAAUGUGUGUAUAAAUGACUGAAACGCUUUAAAUGUAUAAAUAACCUCACAGUCCGCUGGAUCGAAAACUGUCCCGAUGACACUUUUAUGCUCAACUUACGUAGACACGUACAAUAAAAGACUAGUUGUGACUGUUGACUUCACGGAAAAAACAACAUAUCACUAAGCUAAUUUAUUUGCAGAAUCAUAGAACUGAGUAGUCGUAUUAAGAUGCUAUACAAACCAUCACUGUGUGACUAUAAGGCUAUGCUACAUAAGGACUGGCAUGGCUCACUAUCAUCACUACCAUCACAACACAGUCCUUCACUUACCCAUCGGCAACUAUUUUGAUACUUUUGUUAUUUUCUCUUUUGGUUUAAUUAUUAUUAUUUAUUUUUUUCUACAUAAUUACGAAGACGUUUCCGGCUCUUUUGUGUAUAUUUGUGUUCAUGUUCUAUAUGUUGUAAUUCCGCAUAUUUAGAGUCAACUAUCUAAUUAUCAAAAUGAAAAAGAAAGAGAAGUUCCUUGUAACUGCACUCUUCCUUCCCCCCAAAUCCUCAAUACUUCUUGUAUGGCAACCAAAAGUUACUGUAAGAAAUAAAUAUAACAUUGCA